Musa acuminata subsp. malaccensis (wild Malaysian banana) is the source of this 1070-nucleotide messenger RNA. RefSeq names its product ethylene-responsive transcription factor ERF109-like. Gene Ontology annotation, biological process: regulation of DNA-templated transcription; ethylene-activated signaling pathway. The record is from RefSeq and is a predicted model, not a curated record. Gene Ontology annotation, molecular function: DNA-binding transcription factor activity; DNA binding. NCBI's taxonomy places the organism in Eukaryota, Viridiplantae, Streptophyta, Magnoliopsida, Zingiberales, Musaceae.
UCCAUAAUUCUAUUUCGCACUACCUGUCAUCUCCGGUCCAGUUGUAACUCUAUAUGAUCUGAGAAAGCCAGUUUGACAUCCUGUCGGUAUUAUUCUCUUCGCCUGCCACCAGUAGUCAACCGUGUUGAGGGCUUGCAAACCUCUCUUUCCCGUCGCUUCCCUUCAUUGCCAAGACGGCAUCGAUGAUAUCCAUGACUUCCGCAGCUUUCACUUUCUCUCAAUUCACAUUCUCCACGAUUUAUUUAAUCCCUUCCCUGAAUCCGCUUCGUCCCUACUCUUCGCCAACAGCGGAUGCAGUCGCCAAAAGCGCAGUCCAUGUCCGCGUGAGUCUUCGAUGUGUCAAACCAUGUCACGCCUCUCCUCCCUCCCUUAAAACCUCGACUCCACUUCCCGCCGUAGCAUGCAGAUCAAACCAGAAGAGAGAGUCGUCCUUCCACCACCACCUAUUAUCAGUCAACCCACGUCAAUUCAGCAAAGAACAGCAGCAGUAGCAGCAAAGGGCUAUGUCGGGCUGCUGCGAUUGGCAGCCGUCAUCCUCACGCCUGUCACGCGAGCAGGAGACCUCCAUCAUCGUCUCCGCGCUCGCUCACGUCCACUCCGGCUACGCCACUGCCCCCGCCGAGCUCCCGCUCGCUGACACCUGCCGUACGUGCGGCAUCGAAGGGUGCCUCGGUUGCGAGCUCUUCUCCUUCGCGGACGACGAGGUAGCCGUCGUGCCGUCCGACAGCAGCGGCUCCGGGGGAUCGAGGAGGAAGGGGAAGAAGGGCAGCAGGUACCGGGGCGUGCGGCAGCGGCCGUGGGGGAAGUGGGCGGCGGAGAUACGCGACCCGAAGCGGGCGGCGCGCAAGUGGCUGGGCACGUUCGACACUGCGGAGGACGCCGCGCGGGCGUACGACCGCGCCGCCGUCGAGUUCCGAGGGGCGCGCGCCAAGCUCAAUUUCCCGCCCCCGGACAACACGCCCUCCUCAAAUCCUGAUCGCUAGAAUCAUAAAUGAAUAGUUUUACAGUGUCACCGAGAUCGAUCCUCUUCAACAUCGUUAAUCUUUCAAGAAACACACCUAAAUUAUGCA